This is a messenger RNA of Numida meleagris (helmeted guineafowl), 2285 nucleotides long. It is a transcript of the gene PDE6D, whose product is annotated as phosphodiesterase 6D. NCBI's taxonomy places the organism in Eukaryota, Metazoa, Chordata, Aves, Galliformes, Numididae. Gene Ontology annotation, biological process: sensory perception of light stimulus. The transcript is spliced from 4 exons. The record is from RefSeq and is a predicted model, not a curated record. Bases 1329 to 1736 code for a protein of 135 amino acids. Gene Ontology annotation, cellular component: cytoplasm.
GGGGGGAGGUGUAAUGAUCUUUUCUUCCCUUUUAAUGUUUAGUUGCAGGGAAAAAACUUGUGAACAGGCUGAGUGUAUUGGAGAAGGCUCUGGGGAGACCUCGCUGCAGCCUUCCAGUCCUUGAGGGGAGCUUAUAAGCAGAAGGGAGAGCGACUUUCUACAUGGCCUAAUGGUCAUAGGACGAGGGGGAAUGGCUUUAAUCUAAAAGAGGGGAGAUUUCAGUUAGGUGUUAGGGGGAAAUUCUUUACUCAGAGGGCAGUGAGGCCCUGGCACUGCUGCCCAGAGCCGUGGUGCCCCAGCCCGGGAGGUGCUCAGGGCCAGGCUGGAGGGGGCUUUGGCAACCUGGACGAGUGGGAAGCGUCCCUGCCCACAGCAGGGGGUGGGAACUGGGUGGUCCUUAAGGUCUCUUCCAACCCAAGCCAUUCUGUGAUCUGCUGCUCUCAGUUUGGCGCUGCACAGCCUACGGCCAGACCUGGGAGCUCCUAACUCCCACUGAUACUGAUAGUUAACAAAUAGCAAGGAUAUACAUCUGAAGGGGCUCAUUUUUUAAAUGUAAUGUAGGUUUUGGGUAAUCAGGUGCCCAAUUUACUGAAUUACUGUACUGCUAAUAGUCAAGUCUGUUUACAUCUCAGGGUGUUGUGAAGAUAAAUGAAUCUGUCAGUGAGAUGCUCAGAUUGUCUCAUUUGUUAUUUUUCUCUCGUACGCGGCGUUUGAUAGAUGGCACACUGCUUUCUAUGCAAAUAGCUUCACCCCGGCUGGUUUUCGUGUUUGUCUGUGGGAAGAUGUAUCUAAAAAUGGUGGAUUUUCUUUUUUUUUUUUGACAUUUGAAAUUACAGUUGGGGCGGUUCCAUCCUGCAGCUUGUGUUGGCUGGGGACUUGGAUUUUUCCAGCCGGAACCACACGAGGUGCCCAGCCCCGCUGCAGAUUCUUUCUGCCGUGCUACUGCUGCUCGUUUUCUCUCUGACUUGCUGCCUGCAGCCCCAUCUCCCUUGCUUUGGUACCUGGGGAGGGAUUUCAACUCGUUAGCUUUCUGCCAGGAGAUGAGGGUGGAUUAUGGGGCUCUCCAGGGACGAUGCUCUCCACCUUCUCCUUGUUUUCCUGGCGGAUAGUAAGCACAUCUUUUAGAACAAGCCGGGCUACGUAUAUGCACAGACUGUGGCAUGAGAGGUUGGAGAACCACAAUGAAUGGUUCCUCACACCGUUCCUACAGCAGCCGUCUCCCUUCCCCCCUCCGCACACAGAAUUUUAAAGCAAAUGUUACCCCGGAGCACAGAAUUUGCUGAAGCAUCCGUUUCUUCCCAGGAGCUCCAGAAAGAAAAGUGAUCAAUAUGAAGAGUCUGUGGGAGCCUGCCCGGGAACUGUGUGUGUUAGAGAAUCAAGUCAAUACACAGAUCUCACAGCUCCUCCCUGUACCUCGCUCAGCUCGAGUUCCUAAAAAAAUCCUGAAAUGCAAAGCAGUGUCUCGGGAGUUAAACUUUUCCUCAGCAGAACAGAUGGAGAAAUUCCGACUGGAACAGAAAGUUUAUUUCAAAGGGCAGUGUCUAGAAGAAUGGUUCUUUGAAUUUGGUUUUGUGAUUCCUAACUCCACAAACACUUGGCAGUCCUUGAUAGAGGCAGCACCUGAAUCACAGAUGAUGUCAGCUAACGUUUUAACUGGUAAUGUUAUUAUAGAAACCAAAUUCUACGACGACGACCUUCUUGUAAGCACUUCCAGAGUGAGACUUUUCUACGUUUGAGAUGGGGCUUUUUGGAGCUGUUUUAGUUUCCCUCCAUGCAGUUCUUGGUGCAGAACCUCCUGACUAUCCAGUGGAAGACACACUCCUGUAGGCGGUGACCCUGGGGACCACCUCCACGUGGCUUGUGACCUUUGCCCAUCGGUUAUUUUGCUUUCUUCUCUGACCAGACCCGACCAAACCCUCAGAGACGGGCCCAUCUGCUCAGCGGUGCGUGGGGGAAUAGAGGCUGUCUCUGAAAAAUGGGCAAACGAUGGUCAUGCAGAACCAGUGCUGUAAAUUAUGUUAGUUUCCUCCUUUGUACUUCCAUGGAUCCUGUUAAAAAUCUUCCCAUUCCACUCACACCAAACUCGAUGCGUUUCCUUUUUGGGGGAUUAAGUUGACCUUUCCAUUUUCUCACGUUGUAGUUUUUUAUCCCUUCACUGGAUUUCUGUGUAACCGGUCCACGCUUCCUCUUCCCCUGACCUUGUAAAAUAGACUGUGAUAUCACCUAAUGUAAUUAAAACAAAUUUCUCAAUUAAAACAUUCCUACCAUCCGAAGAAGGGAAGCAA